AUGAGACCUGAUGAUGCUGGAGUUCCCCAAGUCCGCAUAAGAAUGAGGCUUCUCACUCUCUUUCAAGUUAUCCAGGAGAUCGUGGCCGAGGUUGAGGAUGUGUUUGUCAACAGAGAUGUUGACCAUGAUGGUAGACUGGAUGUAGAAGAUACGUCCAAGGCCAUUUAUGGGCUACAAUACUUGUUCAGUGGGGAGCAGACUUCCCAGCUGAUAGCAGAGAUGGAUGAAGACCGUGAUGGUUAUGUGACGCUGAAAGAGUUUAAAAGGAGUUUUUCACCUCCCUAUGGGUCAAUGAAUAUAUGGUCGGCAUUUCUUCGUGCAGACUCAAACAACGAUGGUGAGCUUUUUUUGUCUGAGUUCCACAAAGCUCUUGUUGUAUUACCAAUUAAAAAAGUAAAGAACAAAAAAGAAUAA
Molecule: messenger RNA, 414 nt
Organism: Arabidopsis lyrata subsp. lyrata
Lineage: Eukaryota; Viridiplantae; Streptophyta; Magnoliopsida; Brassicales; Brassicaceae
Product: probable calcium-binding protein CML26
Exons: 1
Coding region: 1-414 (137 amino acids)
Molecular function (GO): calcium ion binding
Source: RefSeq, a predicted model, not a curated record